AUGUGGUGGCAGUUUGAUCGCCAAAAGGGAUCAGACGAGACGGGGUCCAGCAUAUUCUUAAGCUUGGUGCCUGUGGAAGCUGUUGUAUCGCCUAUCGACUUCAGCUACGAUCUUCCGAAACUGCUUGCAGAGUUCCACCAAUGCUGCUUGCACCAUGUGUGGGGGUCGACAGUAACUUCACCAGAGAAGUUUAACCGACUAUAUAUCUCUAUCUUGUCCAAUGCAGCGAUGACUGGGUUCAUUCUCGACAAGAUCCUGCUCGAAUCUGACGACGAGGCACCUCGCUUCUAUCUCUACUCUUCCAUCCUACAGCAACACAUUUUGACUGGGAAGAUUGCAAGGCAGCAACGCGAGCAAGAUAGCCCUGCCUUUUGCUUUUCGAUCACAACUUGGACAAAUGACGGCUUGCACAAUAUUAUACCAACACUGAAAGCGCUGUUCUAUUACUAUCGAAAGGUUGUUGUGGAACAAGCGAGCAAACUCGAAAAAGCUCGUGCUGCAUCUUUGGCGGACAGCAGAAUGAUGUGGUGGACGCCAAAUUUAAGGAAAAAUGCGGUCGAAAAUAUUCGAACUUCGGAGACAGUUGCAUUGAAUCACCAAUCGAAAGCCCAGCAGUCUGAUAGAACCAAGACGAGAUCGCUUUCGAAUGAGUGUGCUUUUCUCAUAUCGACCAAGGAUGAUCCUGUCAACAACCUCGACUGUCCGUCUACAAACAGGAAGAACGUAUCUAGCCUACAGCCGAUACGAUGGUGCAGCGUUCUAACUCCCGAAAAAAGGGAUUGCCUUUAG
Messenger RNA from Aspergillus piperis CBS 112811, 789 nucleotides. RefSeq lists its product as uncharacterized. The coding region runs from base 1 to 789 and encodes 262 amino acids. The record is from RefSeq and is a predicted model, not a curated record. Lineage: Eukaryota; Fungi; Ascomycota; Eurotiomycetes; Eurotiales; Aspergillaceae. The transcript is spliced from 5 exons.